Messenger RNA from Fundulus heteroclitus (mummichog), 5641 nucleotides. It is a transcript of the gene mkln1, whose product is annotated as muskelin 1, intracellular mediator containing kelch motifs. Gene Ontology annotation, cellular component: cytoplasm. Gene Ontology annotation, molecular function: protein binding. Lineage: Eukaryota; Metazoa; Chordata; Actinopteri; Cyprinodontiformes; Fundulidae. The coding region runs from base 31 to 2277 and encodes 748 amino acids. The record is from RefSeq and is a predicted model, not a curated record. The transcript is spliced from 18 exons.
GGCUCCUGUUAGCUGCUAUUUUCUAACAAGAUGGCUGCCGUUCCUGAGAGCAGAGUCCUUACUUUCAGCGUUUUUAAAUGGAGCUCGUAUUCCUCCACGUAUUUACCAGAGAAUAUUUUGGUGGAUAAACCUAACGAUCAGUCCUCCCGGUGGUCUUCUGAGAGCAACUAUCCUCCACAGUUUUUAAUCUUAAAAUUGGAAAGGCCGGCGAUUGUCCAGAGCAUCACCUUUGGCAAGUAUGAGAAGACCCAUGUCUGCAACCUCAAGAAGUUCAAAGUGUUUGGUGGGAUGAGUGAGGAGAACAUGACAGAACUUUUAUCCAGUGGCCUUAAGAACGACUACAACAAGGAGACCUUCACGUUAAAGCAUAAGAUUGACGAGCAGAUGUUCCCCUGCAGAUUUGUGAAAAUAGUGCCUCUAAUGUCUUGGGGGCCCAGUUUUAACUUCAGCAUCUGGUACAUCGAGCUGCACGGCAUUGAAGACCCUGACGUGGUGCAGCCCUGCCUUAACUGGUACAGCAAGUACAGGGAACAGGAAGCCAUCCGGCUUUGCCUCAAGCACUUCCGGCAGCAUAACUACACGGAAGCCUUCGAGUCGUUGCAGAAGAAGACCCGCAUAGCCCUGGAGCAUCCCAUGCUCACCCACCUCCACGACUGCCUGGUGCUGCAGGGAGACUUCGACGCCUGCGAGGAGCUCAUAGACAAAGCUGUGAGGGAUGGUUUAUUUAACCAGUAUAUCAGCCAGCAGGAGUACAAGCCCAGGUGGAGUCAGAUCAUCCCCAAAUGCAACAAAGGUACAAGCAGCCAAGAAAUCAGCCGAGACGACAUGAACAGUGAGACCACCUCUUCAAGUGACGGCGACGACAACAGGCCAGGGAUGAGGGGAGGACAUCAAAUGGUCAUUGACGUCCAGACCGAGACGGUGUACCUGUUCGGGGGCUGGGACGGCACCCAGGACCUGGCAGACUUCUGGGCUUACAGCGUUCAGGAGAACCAGUGGGCGUGCAUCUCCAGAGACACCGAAAAAGAGAACGGUCCGAGCGCCCGCUCGUGCCACAAGAUGUGCAUCGACUCCCAGCGACGGCAGAUCUACACGCUAGGCCGGUACCUGGACUCCAGCGUCAGGAACAGCAAGUCCCUGAAGAGCGACUUCUACCGCUACGACAUCAACGCCAACACCUGGACGCUCCUCAGCGAGGACACGUCGGCCGACGGAGGGCCCAAGUUGGUGUUCGACCACCAGAUGUGCAUGGACUCGGAGAAGCACAUGAUCUACACGUUCGGCGGCCGCAUCCUGACGUGCAACGGCAGCGUGGAGGACAGCCGGACGUCGGAGCCCCAGUUUAGCGGCCUGUACGCGUACCACUGCCAGGCGGGGACGUGGAGCCUCCUGCGGGAGGACUCGUGCAACGCCGGGCCCGAGGACGUUCAGUCUCGGAUCGGGCACUGCAUGCUCUUCCACACUAGAAACCGCUGCCUGUAUGUGUUCGGGGGUCAGCGGUCCAAGACGUACCUGAACGACUUCUUCAGUUAUGACGUGGACGCCGAUCACGUGGAGAUCAUAUCGGACGGCACCAAGAAGGAUUCUGGGAUGGUUCCAAUGACCGGUUUCACCCAGAGGGCCACCAUCGACCCAGAGCUCAACGAGAUCCACGUCCUGUCGGGGCUGAGCAAAGACAAGGACAAGCGGGAGGAGAACGUGCGCAACUCGUUCUGGAUCUACGACAUAGCUCGCAACAACUGGUCGUGUGUGUAUAAGAACGAUCAGGCUGUAAAAGAAAAUCCAAGUAAGACGCUGCAGGAGGAGGAACCGUGUCCACGCUUUGCACACCAGCUGGUCUACGAUGAGAUGCACAAGGUGCACUACCUGUUUGGUGGAAACCCCGGGAAGUCGUGUUCUCCUAAGAUGCGCCUGGACGACUUCUGGUCCCUCAAACUGUGUCGGCCCUCCAAGGAGUACCUGCUGCGCCACUGCAGAUACCUCAUCCGGAAGUACAGGUUUGAGGAGAAAGCCCAGUCAGAGCCGCUGAACGCCCUGAAGUACCUGCAGAACGACCUGUCUCUCACUGUGGACCACACGGACCCUGAUGAGACCAAAGAGUUCCAGCUCCUGCCGACUGCGCUCUUCAGGUCCAGCUCCGAUUUCAUCCCUCUAGGUUUCUCUGACGUGGACCAGACGUACGCGCAGCGAACGCAGCUCUUUGACACGCUCGUCAACUUCUUCCCCGACAGCAUGACGCCACCCAAGGGCAACCUGGUGGACCUGAUCACCCUCUAGCGGCCCGGUCCCCUGACGCCCCCCCCCCCCCCCCCCCCAGGUGGCCAGCUGAACGCGCACCUGUGCACACGCCGCGUGAAAACAGACCAGACUUGCCAGCUGAGUCCACUUUCUCCACCCCCCACUAAAUUAACCAUGGCGACGAGGAUAUUUAAACACAGCAUCACUGUGCUAGAUAGAUAGAAGUAAAAUUUCCUAAAAGCCUCUGGUGCUUUUUUUUUUUUUUUUUUGGUGUUCCUUUUGAGCAGAGAGUUUGUAAUUUUCAAAAAAAAAGACAAAAAAAAAAGGAUUGUUGCACUUUUGCUUUGUUGUUGGGUGGGACUUUUACACACUAACACGCGGAGCCACAGGCAUUCUACGAAUAAUGUUGAGGGCCAGAGGGAAUUAUUUAAAGAGUUUCCCCCGACUCAUCAGUUCUUGAAGUUUUUCCUAAAUGUGUCUCUAGGAAAAACAUUUGUUAAUCUUCUCGGCUGCUUUCGUUUUUGAUGGACUGCUCGUUUUUUUUGUUUGUUUUGUUUUCCCCUUUGGAUCGCUGCCCUUUUUACAGAUGACAGCCACGCAGCUGCAGCAAAGAAGUGGUUUACAAUUUUAGGAGUUUUAGUGAGUGCCAAGGGAAGAAGUUUAACACGUGUGCGUCAGAGGACAUGGAAAACGGCUUUUGGCUCUUGGAGGUCUGGCCUAAUACAAGACCAGUUUCAAUACUUCAAUUAGCGGACUGUAAUCUGAUCCUAACUGCUGAAAUAAUGUACAAAAUGUGUAAAUAUAGGUACAGAAUAUUUUCCUGCAUUAAAUGCAUCUUCUGCUGGAAUGUUUCCCACUUUACUUAAAUCGUCUGGGUCUGCACAUGAACACAUAUUAGUUCCUGUAUCAGAUAUUCAGUGUACGGGGAAAACGUCUGUGAUUGUGCUUAAAGAACCUCGUUUAGUGUAACCAAUUACCUUGUGUAGGUCUCCUCAAAGUCCCCGACGUGAGUAGCGGCUACCCACAAUGAGCUCUUUUGUCUUCUAAUGAAUUAAGUCAGAACCAGCUAAUAGAUGUUGAAUUGCUUCUACAGACAAUAUCCCCAUAAUCUGAAAAUAUCUCUCGUCUUUCCUAGAAAUGCUCAGUUUAAGCAGCCAAUAUUCUUUGUUUUGUUGUGAUCCGCUUUCUGCAGGUUUUUAUUUUUUUAUGAAAUGCAUCAAAACUGAGAACCUGCAGCAUUUUCAGUUUCUAAAUCACAUCAACCAACAGCGUGCGCUUUGGUUCACUAAAGAUUAAAUGUUAGCUCCCUGGAUAGAUAACCUUGUAAUCCUUCCAUGGUGAAAUCAAAACUGCUACCUCUAUCAUUAAACCCACAGCACACCUCUCUCUCUCUUUUACGUUUUGUACUUCCUUAACGAAUCCGAAUCAGCCGAUCAGACCCCAAAGAAAAGAGGAAAUCCGUGUUGGAGAAAAAACCUGAUCGUUGCAUUUCUAUUAUUCUAGAAAGUAAAUCAUCGGUCGUAAAUCACAGUUACCAAACGGCGAGCAACCCUCCACCCUGUUUAGGUAAACCCCCCCAAAGACCUAUUUUCACACAGAGCGGUCAAGCCGACAUGUUUCUGUAGGGAGCCGACCUAAUUUCAGUGAGUAUGAAAACAACCAAGAAGUUGUUUUCACAAAUCGUCGCCUUGAAAACAAAAAACGCCAUCCUGAAUGAUGGUUCAGCUUGAACCGUUGACGUGGGUGCUCCCGCGCCCCCGACUACCCCGAGGCGACGCGCAUCACCCACCCAGCUAGCUCCAACAACACGGGUUACAGUUACACGCUGAAACAAACCGAGACCCGUGACGAGAAGCCCCGCUCCUUAACGUGAUGCUUCCCAUCCUGUUGCAAGGGUUCCUAAAAUCUGCUCCCAACUCGUCAGCCCCGCCUUCCGCAUCCUUACGGCUUUCCUUCUGCCCUCACCUCCACCCGCGCCCCCCAAAAGCCAGACCAAAGAACUGCUCGUCUCAGAAACUAGAGGCCAACCCGUGCAAACCCACAGCCAAUGAAAACGUCGAGUGCAAUGCGUAGAACGCGCAAGGCUAGUUCCACUUUUAGUUUACAGUAGGUUCUCUAAAUGAAUACCCCCCCCCCCCCACCCCACCCAUCCCCCGUCUGAUCAGCCGAGUGACGCACAGAGGCAAAUCCCUGACCGCUUCCUGAGCAACAUGGCGCCGCUAGCACAUGCAGAUGAGUGGGAGUCUCCUGUGGCCAGCUUUCUAGAAUGGUGGGAAAACAGUACUGGUGUAGAUUUAAGGAUUUAAGGAAAAUGAUGAGGGGCAAUGCAGCCCAGCUGAGUGACACGACAGUGUUCUGAAUGCAAUCCUCUGAAAACCACUGCCUCCCUCCAACAUGCCCACGUGGAAGCUUCACAUGUAGCAUACGACUCUUUGCCCACCAAACUGACGCUUGUAGGACUUUUUUUUUUAAAUCAGAACAUGUUCUCAGGCUGUUCUCUUAGCAAGGGACACGGUCAGAGGAAGAUAAACAGCCAUGGUAUGAAAUGACAGAGGCUCGCUUCCUCUCCCGCUUGUUUCUCUUGGAUCGAGGGGAAAGUAGCGGCCCUGCUCUGGGAUUAACGCUCCUGCAGGAUAUGGCGAGCUGCUUCUCCGGCAGUAGCAUCCCCUCUUUUAAAGAACCAGUAAUGGGAGGAUGGCUUUCAAUAAUCUUAGGAGUAUUACUGACAUUUUAAGCCUUAGCAGGGAGGAAAGAAUCAUGGAUUUAUUCCUUUAGGGAAGUGGUACCAAUAUAGAGGUGCAUGUUAUUAAAUUGGCCUUUUUAUUUAUUUCAGUAAAAAAAAAAAAAAAAAAAAACAUUAAUUGGAUGUUUUUCAUCCUUUUUGCUAAUGAAUUACUAAAAUAAAUCAACUUUCAAUGAAAAAUGCAUGUUUUAGAUGCACCUCUAGUGGACGGUGUGUGAGUGUGUGUUUCCAUGUGGCUCUUAUACAGAAUAGUUCAACCCUGUGGUUAAAAAAAAAAAAAAAAAAUACAAUAAGAAUGAUGACCCCCCCUACUGUAUUUGAGCAUUUAGGGUUUUAGUUGUUUGUUUUUUAUUUAACCAGAGGAAGGUUUUGUUUAAGAAAGCUUCAUGCUGAACACCUUAUUAUAAAGACUCAUGCCAAAUGCUUGUUUUCUUCUUCCAUGUUUGGGAAUCGGUCCCACAACCUUUUGCCGUGUCAUAACUUAUUACCAUUUGUCUCUAUUGGCCGGCCCCCCAGCCCCGUAUGGGUGGGAGGGAUUUUAAGGCUGCUGCUCUCCGUAAAGCACCACUCUGUGCGCACACAGAAUGUGUAGAAAGCCUUGUAGUAUUGCAUUGUAUGUAAUGUAUAUAACAAAUAAAGAUUGUAUUUUGUUCAAGUUUU